This is a messenger RNA of Zerene cesonia (dogface butterfly), 1056 nucleotides long. It is a transcript of the gene PI31, whose product is annotated as proteasome inhibitor PI31 subunit. Bases 157 to 1005 code for a protein of 282 amino acids. Gene Ontology annotation, molecular function: endopeptidase inhibitor activity; proteasome binding. The transcript has 7 exons. The record is from RefSeq and is a predicted model, not a curated record. Gene Ontology annotation, biological process: proteasome-mediated ubiquitin-dependent protein catabolic process. Lineage: Eukaryota; Metazoa; Arthropoda; Insecta; Lepidoptera; Pieridae.
UGACACUUGACAGUUCCACUAUAGUAAUUUGUACUGUUAGCAUGACAUUUAAGAAAUCGUAAAGUUAAAUAUUUAUUUGCGAAAACAACUUUUUCCGAAACAAAACAGUGUUGUUUUUAUUUUACAUUAAAUAAAUUGGGUGUCACAUCCGGACUUAUGGCGUCUGAUCCUUUGUUCGGGUGGGAUUUGACCUUCAGGACCGUUGAGAAAGAUGUAAAAAGAAAAUCUGAUAUUAUAAUCGCAUUCAUUCAUUGGAAUUUAACAAAAAGAGGUUUUAGAAAUAUCGGAGUCGGCGAUGAGCGCACCCUAUCUGGAGAUGAAGUGAAGAGUGAAGUUCUACCUACUGGUUGGAAUGACAAUGAAAAUUACACACUUCGCUAUCUCUUUGAUGAAAAAUUGUACAUUCUUCAUGGCUUAAAUACUGAUGGAAAUCUUAUUUUGAACUUAAUGAGGUCAGAAGAUCUAGCCGUCUCAAAUGUUGUUGUUAAAAUAGAAGACACUGUAAAGGAAAUGAGUGGUCCCAUUGACAAAAUGCUGCCGAGUCACAAAGAUCUCAUGUACAAUGUCAAAAGGGACCUCAUAGACACUCUAACAGAGAGAUCUACUACAACCAUACAUACACAGACUGGCGAUGGCUCCAGCAACAGGCGACCCAGUGAUGAUCCCUUAAGAGUUCCUCCAAGACCAAUGCCAGGUGUCAAUCCAGAUACCCGUGACCUAUGGGAAUUGCCACCAGCAAAUCUACCAAACAUAGGUCGUUCGGAUUUAGAUCCCUUUGCGCCUGGUGGUGGGGGCAUGAUCUUCAACCCAUUUGGACCUCGCAGGGACAUUGAAAAUCCUGGACUUGGCAUUCCUGGUGGAUUGCCAAGGGGCGCAGUACCACCCGGUGCACGUUUCGAUCCAUUCGGCCCUCCUGGAGUGGGACCACUACCAGGGAGAAGGCCUCCACCACCUGAUGCUGACCAUCUGCCACCACCAGGAUUCAAUGAUAAUAUGUUUUUGUAAAUUCAUUAUGUUGAGCAAACUGUAUCAAUAAUUAUACUGUUGGGAAUAAUA